Messenger RNA from Alosa sapidissima (American shad), 947 nucleotides. RefSeq names its product short transmembrane mitochondrial protein 1 (gene stmp1). The transcript has 3 exons. The coding region runs from base 116 to 256 and encodes 46 amino acids. The record is from RefSeq and is a predicted model, not a curated record. NCBI's taxonomy places the organism in Eukaryota, Metazoa, Chordata, Actinopteri, Clupeiformes, Clupeidae.
UGUCAGGCUGUGACGUGCAACACGGAAAACCCACACUCACAACACCACUAAUGUGACUGCCAGUGGCGACGACUAGAUUUCAUACCGAACUUCUGGUAGCCUAGUUUGUACAACCAUGAUGCAAUUUUUGGUCGGGUUCACUCUGGGAAACGUGGUCGGAAUGUACCUGGCCCAGAACUAUGAGGUACCCAACAUCUCUAAGAAGAUCGAGGAGUUCAAGAAAGAUGUGGAAGCCAAGAAGAAGCCCCCAGAGUGAGCCGUCUGGGGCGUGGGGGGGGGGUGCAGGGUGUUUAAACCCCAGCUGGGCUCUGUGGAGAGUGACGGGGAACAUCUUCCUACUCCAUACAAGAGUGUAUAAGGACUUGUGUUUGAUAUGAGCUUGUGUAUAAGGACUUGUGUUUGAUAUGAGCUUGUGUAUAAGGACUUGUGUUUGAUAUGAGUUUGUGUGGAAGAAUGUGUGUUUGUGUGGAAGAAUGUGUGGAAGAAUGUGUGUUUGUGUGGAAGAAUGUGUGCUUGUGUGGAAGAAUGUGUGCUUGUGUGGAAGAAUGUGUGUUUGUGUGGAAGAAUGUGUGUGUGUGUGUGUGUGUGUGAACUGAUACUAAGGCACAGAUCACCAUGGCAUCAUAGUUCUCCCAAAUACAAAAGCAGCUCAGCUGAAAUGGAUUGGGACUGAUUUCUGUACAUUACUAUACAUAUAUGGGACUGAUUUCUAUACAGUACUAUACAUAUAUGGGACUGAAAUGGGACCGGUUUCUAUACAUAAAGGUGUGUCCUUGCUUUUUUAGAGUGUUUGUGUGCCUCUAUUAUUUGAUAUUGCCCUUUACACUGAAACUCUUUAAAGCUGAAAGCAUAUUGAGAGAUGCUUGGCUUUCCUGAGCAUGUAAGCCCUGAUGGCUUUGUUGAGUGUGUAAGACCUGAUGGCUUUAUUAAACUGGAUCUCUAAUUCA